Spathaspora passalidarum NRRL Y-27907 is the source of this 2709-nucleotide messenger RNA. RefSeq lists its product as uncharacterized. The coding region runs from base 23 to 1210 and encodes 395 amino acids. The transcript has a single exon. The record is from RefSeq and is a predicted model, not a curated record. Gene Ontology annotation, molecular function: protein binding. Lineage: Eukaryota; Fungi; Ascomycota; Pichiomycetes; Serinales; Debaryomycetaceae.
AAGGAGUAAACAACACAUCAUCAUGAGAGCACAGUGUUUAUUCAGCUGGUCCUCUCUUGCUUCAAACGACAAUUGGAUCUUGAAGCUACAAAAUUUACCACAAACAAACUCAUUUGUCUGUUCCAGCAGUAAUGGAACCAUCGCAACUUAUAAUCUUGACCAGCCAUCCCAAACACCAACAUUCCAAGUGAAAGCACACGAAUCAAGCAUCAACAGUCUUAUCAAGUUAAACGAUAAUGACAACUACUCCAUAGCGACUUGUUCAACUGAUGGAAUCAAGUUGUGGGAUUUACGCUCCUCUACUCCCAUAGCCCAGCUUUCCCAAGGCAGAAACUCAAGUUUCUUGUCUUUAGGCUUUAAUGGAGACAAUCUACUUGCUGCAGGUACUGAACUUAUGGGAGUCGAUGCAGAGCUACACAUCUGGGAUCUUAGAAACACCAAAGACGUUGUUCGCUCAUUUAUCGAUUCUCAUCAUGACGACAUCACGGCGCUUGAAUUCCACCCUACCAUCAGCAAUUACUUGAUGUCAGGAUCCACGGAUGGAUAUGUGAAUAUUUACGAUUUGAACCAGCCAGAUGAAGACGAAGCGCUUCAUCAAGUGAUAAACUACUCUUCAGUGCACUCAUGCCAUUUCAUUACUCCGUCAAGAAUCUCAGUGUUAUCUCAUAUGGAGUCAUUAUUGUUCCACGAUUUAAACGACACCAACUAUGAAGAGUUGAAAGAGCCAGAAUUCGUCGACCUAGGUGACGUCAGACAACUUUGGCCCGAUAACGAGUACGUGAUUGAAGUAGAUCCUUCUGGAUUUGUUGCUUAUGGUGCCAAUUCUCAGCGGAAAUUAACAGUGUUUCCAUUCAACCCAACUAAAGAGACUUUUGAUACUACCAAGCCAAUUUGGUUCCCUGAUGCCCACGGAGAAGAAGUUGUUAGAGAUGUUUGCACGAUUCCUAAUUCCAAGAAUGCGUUGACUUGUGGUGAAGAUGGCCAAAUCAGACUAUGGGAGUUGCCAUAUCAAUUGGAAACAUACUCUAUUAACGCAUCCGAGACCGUCGAUAUUGACAUGGACAAAGAAGAGUCCGAGAAGAAGAAGAAGAAGGAUAAGAAAGACAAGAAGGAGAAGAAAGACAAGAAAGAAAAGAAAGACAAAAAGGAUAAAAAGGACAAAAAGAAAAAAGACAAGAAGAAGGGCGAUGUUAGAUUCAAGCCUUACUAAGUAUAUACAUAUCUAGAUUAGAAACGUCUAAUAAUAUCGUCAAUAACUUCUUGGGUAGUAGAAGAACCUCCUAAAUCUGGAGUCUUGAUUUGGUCUUCAGACAAGUUAGCAUCAACAGCUUCGUAAAUCUUGGCUGCUGGCUCAGGGUAACCCAUGAAUUCCAACAUCAAAGCAGUGGAUCUGAUGGUAGCAAUAGGGUUAGAAAUACCCUUACCUUCAAUAUCUGGAGCAGAACCGUGACAUGGUUCACCAAUAGCGAAGUUGUCACCAACAUUGGCGGAUGGAACAACACCCAAGGACCCGACUAAGGCAGCAGCACCAUCACUCAAGAUAUCACCGUACAAGUUUGGAGCAACUACAACAUCAAAGAUUUCUGGUUCUCUGAACAUACGGUAAACCAUAGAGUCAACAAUUUGUUCCUUGUAAUCAAUACCACUGUAGACAUUAGCAUUGGCGUCGUAGACAGCACGACAAGUUUCUCUGAAUAAACCGUCAGAUUGAGACAAGACAUUAGACUUAUGGGUAACAGUGACAGAUGGCUUGUCGUGGAGUUGAUGACCAGUAGAAGCUUCUCUGAUGGCUUGUCUAGUCAAGGCAAUGUCAUAAGCCAUCUUGGCAAUAUUGGUGGUGGCAGUUUGAGUAAUUCUCUUGAUGGCUUCAGCAACCUUGGUUCCAUCUGGUUUCUUGUAGGUUCUUUCUUCCUUAAUGUAUAAAUCUUCGGUAUUUUCACGGACAAUAACCAUAUCAACUGGUCUACCGAUACCUUCGACAGACUUGACAGGACGGACGUUGGCAUACAAUCCCAUCUUCUUUCUCAAUGCGACAAUUGGAGAAGAGUAACCUUCAACUUUGGUGGUUGGAGAAGAAACAGCCCCGAAUAAAGCACCGUCACAUUCAGUCUUUAAUACUUCAACAGUCUUAUCUGGUAAGGCAGUACCAGUUUGUUGGAAAACUUCCCAACCAGCUUCCAAUUGGACGAAUUCGAAUUGCAAGUCGAACUUACUUGGUAAGUUUUCCAACACAGCUUUACCGGCAGGAAUGACUUCUUUUCCGAUCCCAUCUCCUGGAAUUAAACCAAUCUUUAACGUCUUGAAAACUGGGGAAGAAGUGGAGAAACAACGACGAAUAGUAGUUCUAGCGGCUAACAUAUUGUGAUUCAGAUCAAAGAGAUAUUGCAAUUGACUUUUAAACGGAAUAAAAGGUGACGCUGAAAGCUGAAAUUGAACUUUUGUUAAAAGGGACAGCAAAAAGGAUACGACAAUUUGAAAAAUAUGGAAAAUCGGUUGUUGGUGCCUGAUUGGCAUUUGGUCGAUUUGAGGACGCCGAAUUAAUUAACCCGUAUAUGCAGGAAAGAAAUCUGGGUGAGUCAUAUCACGUGACUGGAACCGUAGUUGGCGCCAUCUGAUAAGCAGCCAAUGCCGUUGCUCGGCAUCCCAUCAGUCGAUACGGACUUGACACAUUGCCCCAGCCAGCCAGCCCACUCCGUUGACGCGAGCUGG